AUGCCCUCAUUCAAGACAGUCAUUCUCGCCACACUCCUCUCGGCCGUCAUUGCGACGCCUCUCCAGGAGCGCGCUCUCGACAACGUGAGCUUUGAUAUUGCACCUUCAAUUGAAAGCAGAGGAGAAGCCUCAACUUCUGGCAACGGAGGAAACGGAGGAAAUUGCGACUACAAUGAAAAAAACAGACUCGAUGUUGAGAUCAACAACAGAUACCGCCUGAAAGCACAGCUGGACACUGAGAUCGACCGUCGGCAAGAUAUCAAGGCUCAGCUGGAACGAGAUAUCUCAAAAAUGAAGAACUGUCGCGCGUAA
This is a messenger RNA of Colletotrichum truncatum, 312 nucleotides long. RefSeq lists its product as uncharacterized. The record is from RefSeq and is a predicted model, not a curated record. NCBI's taxonomy places the organism in Eukaryota, Fungi, Ascomycota, Sordariomycetes, Glomerellales, Glomerellaceae.